AUGUAUCUGCAGUGACAACUAUACGAGUAUAGUGAAAAGAUCAGUUGAAGAGAUGUAAUUAAUGUGGUUUGAUAUUUCGUUCCUUAUUCAGAAAAACAUUUUCGGGAAUGAAGUAAUAAUUUUGUUUAGAUCUCGAAAAGUAUAUACCGGUGAUAAUGUGAUGGCGAUAUAUGUUUCGAGAUUCUUUAGCGAAUUCCAUAUUGCCGGUUACAAGGAGACCCGUAUAUAAGAACAGUGCUUGAUGUAAGAUUUUCAUUCAUACGACAUAGCAACAUUCUGAUAGGAUAUUUCUGAAACAUUGACGCUGCGAAAACGAAAAAAGUACGCAAAGAUGCUGUUCGAUUAGCCGUAGAUUGAAUUUCUGCUUCAGUAAUGUAAAGAAUCAGAGUAUAUUCCUUGUACUGUGAUAGAGAACACACUGUAGUAAUCUGGCAAGAUAAUACUGUGUAUACUGUUAAAUCUCAGCUAGAUUUAGGAUCUCGCUGUGGCAUCUCCGUAGAUGAAGAUGAGUGGAGAUAUGUUUGACGGAAAAGAUUAUCCGACUCAGUGGGCACUCAAUCCCACUGCCUAUCAAAACAUGAGUAAUGAUCAAGUGGAUUGGGCAGCUUUGGCACAACAGUGGAUAAAAAUGAAAGAGACAGUUGUACCACCAGCACCGCCGCCACCAACUAUAAAUCCUAUAUAUUCUGCAAAUGAUGGCAGCGGUGAGGCACCAAUGGAUAUGGAUACCAAAGAUGACGAAGUACCUCCAGCACCGCCUGCACCAACCAUCAGUGGAUCUGAAACUUGGACUCAAUGGAAUCAGUGGGGUCACUGGAACACUUCAGCAUCUGGAACAGGAAGCUGGGAAUGGAGUGGUGUACCACCACCUGGUGUUACUAUAGGUCCUGAUGGCAAACCAAUCGGACUUCCAACUAUGCCAGUUAUACCACCUGCACCGACAAUAUCUACCACUACAGAUUUUAAUGCGCCUCCUCCUGCUGCACCAUCGUUGUAUUCAUACAACUCGUCACUGUCGCCUGCACAAUCAUACAAUCAGGUUACUAAUUAUUGGUCUGGAGAUGCACCUAACACAAUGACAUCACAGCCGCCUCCUUUUAUGAAGGGUAUGAGGCAUCCAAAUAGAACACCUCAUAUGAGAGUAAUGGAUCCGGUCCGAUGUCGAGAUGAUAGGGAAAAAACACCGGAAGAGGAUACUACUACAACUAUAGAUGCUGCAAAACGGAGACAGUUACCUGCAUGGAUUCGAGAAGGAUUGGAGAAAAUGGAGAAGGAAAAACAAAAAGCUGUAGAAAGAGAGCGGCUAGAGAUCUUAAGGAAGCAAGAGUUGGAGGCUCGCAAGCAAGCAGAGGAUGAAGCGCGUGCAGUGCUCAAUCCUAGCAAGAGUAAAUUUGACUCCGAUUCGGAGAAGGAGACCGAACAGGAUUUUGAUGUAGCGAGUAACAUGCGUGGGCAACAAUCUAUAGAUAAGAGCUAUGAUCGUACCCCGGAUAUCAUUGUUCGGCCGCGAAAGUCACGAUUCAGAGAUGCUGAUUCACCAGAAUCUCACGCGGACGCUGAUGAGAGUCCAACCGCCACGACUAGCGCACUUCCAGCAGUCGCACAAAAACGAUCUUUAGAUGAAAUCUUCCAAGAUGUGAUGUUGAAAGUAAGACGAUCGCUGACGGAAAUACUUUUGGAGGUAACGAACGAAGAGAUUGCCACGGUAUGCAGAGAGGUUUGGAGCCGCGCACGUGCCAAAGUCCCCGCAGGAGAGACCCCCGUCGCAUCCCUCAACAACACGGCCCCUCUUGCUCAGAUCACUCGCAAGCUCGGUCUGGGCAUCUAUGGUGACAGUAACAGCGAAUCCGAGGAAGAGCAAAGCGAACAUGCACAGAUUCAUGAUGACGACAGUGACGAGGAGCUGAAAGAGACAUUGAGACGUCGACAGCAGGCGUUUCGCAAGACGGAGGAGGAAAUCGAGGCGCGUCUCGCUGAGGAGGAGGAAAGGGAGGAGCAACGUAAUUACGAGGAGCAAAACAGUAGACAACAAGAAAAUCAUACCGGUAAUACUAGCUGCCGGGAGUCAGUUGAUGAAAAAGAAACGAUAAAUAAUCAAAGAGAAGCGUCCGAAACUUUAUCGAGCGGCGGGCAAAGUCCACAAACGGCGGCGCUACAGAACGCACCAACGGCCGACGGCCAUCAGCAAGCGACGAAAGCGGGCAGCACCGUAUCGGGAUCGGCCGACUCCGAGUCGAGCAGCACCGAAUCCACGAGCAGCUUGUCCGAAUCGAGCCGCGAGUCUGCCAAGAAACACGACAAAGCGCGCAAAACGAGUAAACAGCUGCAGUCGCAGUCGCAGCAACGCGAGCAGCAACAGCAGCAGGAGCAGCGUAGUUAUCACCAGCGGCGACGAAAAUCCAAGAGCAGGAGCAAGUCGCGAAGCCGCAGACGCUCCACCAGGUCGUCGCGCUCGUCCGAACGCGUGGCGCACAAACGGCGUUCGCGCUCGAGAUCGGCCAAGUCGCGCAAGAACUAUCGUUCGCGAUCCUCGCGUUCCUCCAGUGAUCAUAGAUCCAAGAAGCGUCGCACGCGAUCGCGCGAUCGAAAACGCGCGAGAUCGCGCUCGCGAAGCUAUCGACGUUCCAGGUCGGCGUCUCCCGACGAUCGCAAGAAGUGGUCGUCGCGAUCGCGUUCCCGUAAGAGGAAAUCCCGCUCGCGUUCCAGAGACAGGCGAAGGAACAGUCGAUCGCGCAGCAAAUCGUCGCGCGUAACGGCGAAGCGAAGAGGAUCGCGCUCAAGAUCGCGUGGAGGCGGCAGGGAGAGAUCGCGUACUCGCUCGAGGGAUCGCAGGCGAUCGAGGUCAUAUGUUUCCAGGAGAAGUCGACGACGGAGCAGUCGAUCCAGAUCGCGGGAUCGAAAUAGAAAGUCGCGAUCUAAAUCACGACAGUCGAGCCAUCGCGAUGGUAAGAAGUCGUCACAUCGAUACAGGAAUUGAGCCUGAUCUGCUCUCCUAGCCCAAGCAUCUUCCACACUGGCUUCCUUGAAUCGGCUUCAACGUUUCACUAUGAUUCAGUUCGUCAACAUAUAGCCACUAUUGUGGUACAGUUACAAUUUUUGAAUAUAUCACAUUAAAUUUUCUCUCAAAAAUAGUGUAUUAUAAAUACGUAUGAUAUAUAAUAAAUAGCAAUACUUGAGGUA
Molecule: messenger RNA, 3180 nt
Organism: Camponotus floridanus (Florida carpenter ant)
Lineage: Eukaryota; Metazoa; Arthropoda; Insecta; Hymenoptera; Formicidae
Product: arginine/serine-rich protein PNISR
Exons: 12
Coding region: 500-2977 (825 amino acids)
Cellular component (GO): nuclear speck; presynaptic active zone
Molecular function (GO): RNA binding
Source: RefSeq, a predicted model, not a curated record